Molecule: messenger RNA, 1593 nt
Organism: Cladocopium goreaui
Lineage: Eukaryota; Dinophyceae; Suessiales; Symbiodiniaceae
Source: the annotation of a GenBank genome assembly
AUGGUGCGAGCGCGACGCGGGAGCCUGUGCAUUUGCCUUUCCACCUUCGGGGUUCAACUGCUGAGUUUCAGCUGGGCAUUUUGUGGCACAUGGUAUCCCCAUUUUCUUCCCGCUUCCCAGUGCCCUGUGCAAUGCACUGGGCGGCGCUGGCGGUCUCUGCUAAGAGUGAAGAUAGGAGAUGAGUUGAACGGAUUUCAGCUCGACGAACCCUUGGGAGCAGGUGCAUUUGGGACGACCUGGCGCGCCAGAGCUACAAAUCAAAGCGAUUUGAAGACUCUAAAUCUGGCAGAAGGUCAAGAAGUGGCUUUGAAGUUGAUCAAACUUCAGGACGGUUGGAGCACCUUAGACAAGUUCGAGCGUGAAGCCUCGGUGCUGCAGCGGCUCCGGCACGUGGCCAUCCCGCGCUACUACGGCACGGUGCAGCGCGAGGGCCGCGACGGCUUGGACCUGGGACUGGUGUCGCAGCUGGUGGAAGGUGCUACCUUGGAAGAGGAGGUGACCAAAGGUCGAUGGGUAGCAACUCCAGAGAAUCUCAGAGCACUUGCUGAGACCCUGCUGGAAGUUUGUAUGCACAUGGCCAGUUUUGCUCCUCCUGUGGUGCAUCGCGACAUCAAACCUGCCAACAUUCUGCUUGAGUUUGACAACAGUUCACAGAGGACCGAGCCCAAGAUCUACCUGGUGGAUUUCGGCUCCGCGGUGCUGGGCUCGGGAACUCGGACGGCCGCCGGAACCUUUGGCUACAUGGCACCGGAGUCUUUCGGCAACAGCUUCACACCCAAGUCCGACCUGUACGGCGUUGGUGCUUCGUUGCUCUUUGCCGCGACAGGGCUGGAGCCUGGAUCGUUGCCUGUGGAUCGACUCCAGGUGAAAUUUGAGAAAGCCUUGGUGGGCACUGUGUGGGCAUCUCGGUCUCGAUCUGUGGGAAAUUCUUCGGUGCAUCCCAAAGAGACCUGGUUGCCCCAGCUGUUGCAACGGCUCUUGGCGCCUGCGCCCGAAGAUCGCUUCAGCUCUGCCUCCGAAGCCCUGACCUUCCUGCGGUCUCCGCCGCCGCUGGCCACGCGGGAUCCAGCAUCCAAUGGGGCGGUGCUGCCGCGGGAGGCCGUGAGUAUGGAGCCACCACGUGGAUCGAAGAUUGUUGUGAAGGAGGGCCCUGGCGAGUUACGCAUCCUCUUCCCUCCGCCAUCGUUGUCACUGGACUUCAGGAUGGGUACCUUCGCCACAGCAUGGACGGUCUUCACUGGAGUGUGGACGGCUGGGGUGGUCAGUGCUGGUGCACCGAUCAUGGCACUCUUCAGCCUUCCAUUCUGGAAUGUUGGAUUCACCAUGUUGAAAGACACCUUUCAACCUUUGAUCCGUGGAGCUUUGGAGUUGCGCAUCGAACGAGAUCGAUGGACCAUCAGUAAAGCGAACGGAAAACAGCUGGACAGCGGAAAGACUGCAAAGCUUCAGUGCUUUCUGGAAGGCCCUGAGAUGGGUCAAAGUUAUUUAGUGCUGCAGGAAGGGAUCGAACGUCCUUUGAAACAAGGAGGCCUCACCCAGACAGAGGCCGAAUGUUUGGAAGCUCUGAUUUCCAGCUACACCGGCCGAAAGUGA